Molecule: messenger RNA, 5216 nt
Organism: Strigops habroptila (Kakapo)
Lineage: Eukaryota; Metazoa; Chordata; Aves; Psittaciformes; Psittacidae
Gene: RHPN1
Product: rhophilin Rho GTPase binding protein 1
Exons: 15
Coding region: 1210-3237 (675 amino acids)
Biological process (GO): signal transduction; negative regulation of stress fiber assembly
Molecular function (GO): protein binding
Source: RefSeq, a predicted model, not a curated record
GUCGCGUUCGCUCCCGGCCGGCAGCGCCCAGCGGCGGGGCCGUGAGGGGGAGCGGGGCCGCGGGGCCGCCGGGGCUCGGGGCGGCCGCGGUGCGGGGUUAGACACGGUAACGGGGGCGCUUGUGGGGCUGUGGGGGUUGCCCCAUGGCUGGGGUAGCUCUGUAAGGGGGGGGCUGUAGGGGUUGCUCCCCCUUCGGCUGAGGUAACGCUGCACGGGGGGUGGAUUCUGAGGGGAUUUACUCCUCGUUCCUUAGCUGAGGUAGCUCUAUAAGGGGGCUCUGUGAGGGUUUGCCCCCUUUUUCUAUCUGGGACAGCUCUUUAAGGGGGUUCUGUGGGGAUUUGCCCCCUUUCCCUAUCUGGGGUAGCUCUUUAAGGGGUUCUGUGGGGAUUUGCCCCCUUUCCCUAUCUGGGGUAGCUCUAUAAGGGGGUUCUGUGGGGAUUUGCCCCCUUUCCCUCUCUGGGGUAGCUCUUUAAGGGGGUUCUGUAGGGGUUUCACUCCCAUCGGGGGCAGCUCUGUAAGAGGGGGAGUUUGUGGGGGCACCCCCCAUUUGGGGUAAGGGGGGGGUCUGUAAGCUUUGCUCCCCCCUGUCUGAGUUAGUUCUGCAGGGAGGGUCUAUGGGGUUUACCCCCCAUUUUGGAUAUCUUUGCAAGAGGGUCUGUGGGGUUUUGCUUCUCCUUUGCCCCCACCCCAGUGGGGUACCUGUGUAACAGGGGGGUCUGUGGAGGUUCCCCCCCCUCUAUAGUAACUCUCUAAGUGGGGUCUGUGGGGCUUGCCCCCCAUCUGGGUUAACGGCAAGAGGGGUCUAUGGGGGUUCGCCCCCUCAAUAGUAACGCUAUAAGUGGGGUCUGUGGGGACUUGUCCCCCUUCUGUCCCCCCACCAGCUAGAGCAGCUCUGCAAGGGGGUCUGUGGGGGUUCUCCCCCCAUAGUAACUCUCUAAGUGGGGUCUCUGUGGGUUCCCCCCCUCAUAUGGGGUGUCUUUCCAAGGGCAAGCACAGGCUGUGGGCUUAGAUCUAAGUAACUAUUAGGUGUAUGGGGACUUGUAGCAUAAGUGAGCAGGGGCUAGCGGGGGUUUAAGCCCCCCAUAUAGGACAGGUCAGGGUUAGCAGGGUGUGGGGCUAACCCAAGGAGAGGACCCCAAGCCCUAGAGCCACCCAGUGAGGCCAGGCAGGAGCCCCCCCAUUCAGCCUGUGGAUGCUGCGCCCCUGGAGAUGAUGCCACCUGAGGAGGAAAGCCCUGAUGGGGACGGGGACAGGGACAACAGCCUCGUCCUCCUGCAAAGCCUGAAGAGCAGCAGCACCCGGAAGCAGGGCUGUGACCCCUUUGCCCAGACCCAACGCAGCAAACUGCAGCAUCGCCGGGCACGGAUUAACCAGCAGAUCAACAAGGAGAUGAGGAUGAGAGCAGGGGCAGAAAACCUCUUCAGGGCCACCAGUAACCACAAAGUCAAGGAGACCGUUGCCCUGGAGCUGAGUUAUGUGAACUCCAACCUGCAGCUGCUGAAGGAGGAGCUGGAGGAGCUGAACAGCAGCGUGGAUGUGUACCAGAAUGACAGUGAAUCCAUCAGUGUCCCCAUGAUCCCUUUGGGCCUGAAGGAGACGAAGGAGCUGGAUUUGCUGGUACCACUGAAGGAUUUCAUCAGUGAACACUAUGGAGAGGAGGGCAUCUUGUUUGAGAAAGAAAUCAAAGAGUUCAUGGAGCUGAGGCAGGCGAUGCGCACCCCGAGCCGCAAUGAAGCCGGGCUCGAGCUCUUGAUGGAGUAUUACAACCAGCUCUACUUCCUCGACAGCCGUUUCUUCCCUCCCACCAAAAGCCUGGGUGUCUUCUUCCACUGGUAUGACUCCCUGACGGGGGUCCCAUCCCACCAGCGGGCACUGGCCUUCGAGAAGGGCAGUGUCCUCUUCAACAUUGGAGCUCUGCACACCCAGAUAGGAGCACGGCAGGACCGUGCAUCCCUGCCAGGGCUCAACCAGGCCAUCGAUGCCUUUCAGAAGGCAGCAGGUGCCUUUAACUACUUGAAGGAGAACUUCUCCAACGCUCCCAGCCUGGAUAUGAGCGCUGCCUCCCUGAACAUGCUGGUGCGGCUGAUGGUCGCCCAGGUCCAGGAGUGUGUCUUUGAGAAGAUGACCUUGCUGCGUGCCCAGCACGACUUCCUCACACAGCUCCAGCUCGCCCAGGAGGCGGCAAGGGUAGAAGAUGUCUACUCGCUGGUGCACCAGACGAUGACCCAGGCCCACGUGAAGGAUUAUGUUCCCUUCUCUUGGACCACCAUGGUCCAUGUCAAAUCGGAGCAUUUCAAAGCCCUCUCCCACUACUUCGCUGCCAUUGCCCUCUGCGAGUGCCCUGUGCCAUCUGAUGCUGAACUGCCAGAGCAGGAGAAGGCUUUUAUCCAGUUUCAUGUCACCAUGCCAGAGGGCCCAUCACUCCGUGUCCUGCUGCAGGACCCCGAGGAGAGGAGGAAGCUGGGCAAAGCUCACCUGAAGAAAGCCAUCAUGAAGCACGAGGAAGCCAUGAGGAUUCACGGCUUGUGUAAGAUCCUCAGGAAGAUGGAUAUCCUGCAGGAGGUCCUCUCCUUUGCCCACAAGCGGUCGCUGAGUAAAUACUCCGAAAUUGACCAUGAGGAGGACUUCUUUGAAACUGGAGAUGCUCCAGAUAUUCACCCCAAAACACACCAGAAACCAGAGAUCAAAUCCCCCAACUUCUCCCAGGUGAAGGUGACCGACCUCUUCCACAGGCUGGGGCCCCUUUCGGUUUUCUCAGCCAAAAACAAGUGGUACCCGGUGCGGAGAGUCCACCUGAUGAGAGGAGAGAAUGGGUUUGGAUUCACACUCCGAGGAGACUCCCCUGUCCUCAUUGCUGGGGUCAUCCCAGGGGGCUGUGCUUCUGAAGCUGGGCUGAAGGAGGGAGACUACAUCAUCUCAGUGAAUGGCAAGGAUUGCAAGUGGUCCAAGCACGCCGAGGUGGUGCAGCUGCUGAAGAGCACUGGGGAGGAGGGAGUGGAGAUUGGUGUGAUAACCCUGCAGGGCUCGGAGGGACCGAAAGCUGCAGACAAGAAGGCAGCAGCGAUGUCCUCGGGCAGUGGGGUGCUGAAGAGCAACAAGGAGAACAGCCGGAAGAGCCUGAUGAACAGCAAGAGCGCCAGCACGCUGCUGGUGUGGAGCAAGAAGAGCAAGCGGAGCAAGAAGAGCACCUACGGCAUCCCCUUCACCACGGUGGGAGACAACGAGGUCAUGUACUGAAGCAGCUACAGGGUUAGUUUGUGUCCCACCAGCUCCAGGCCUGGCUGCCCAUGAACCCUUGCAAGCACUGGUGGCCUCCAGGCUGUGUUGGUGCUGCAAGGAAACCCCCCUGGCCCAGGGAUGUGCCGCUGGUCGGAUCCUCUCCAAAGAGGCGAGUGAUGCAUAGCACCAACUCCUCCAUCUCCCAGCUCCUGUGUUAAACCAUCCUCAGCCUAAACAAUAUGGGGAAACACUGAUUUAUCCUGAAUUUUUAGCUUUUAUUUUGCUCUUAGGGGUCUCUAGAGGGAGCUGUGCUUCAACAUAAAGCAGGGACUGGUUUGUGUCUUCAGCUCAGCGCAAGGAGCAGCCAAACCAAGCCCCAGCCAUUAAGGCAAAAGCUGUAACCUUCUUUAGCAUCUCCUAGGCUUUCUCUGCAAGGUAGAAGGUGGCACCACUGCUCACCAAGAGCUGCUUGCAGAGCUGAAUCAUUGACCAGCUCCACCUUCAACUCCCCUUUCUCAGGAGAGAGGACAGUGUGGGACUUGUGGCGAUCCCACUGUGGCCUCCAGCACAGGCAGCACCGGGUUGCUCAUCUCUGCCGUGGUACCACUUAGGGGAUGUCCCAGUGAAAUGGAUUGAAGUUAGGAUGGGUUUAACCAUAUUUUUAGUGCUUUGUGUUUGUAUUUCGUUAAUAACCAGCCAGGUUGGCCCAGCAAAUGCAGCCCAGCUGCUUCUUUGGAAGAAAAGGGAAAGACUUAACGUGCGUUUUGUCUCGCUUCUUUUAAUCAGUAGACGUGGAUUGCCCUAAAUAUGUGAGUAGAUUAAUAGCUAAGAGCCUUGCUCGAGUUCUUUUUUUCUGCUUGGAGAUUAAAAUUCCAGGAAGAUAGCUCCUCCAGAUUAUUAAACUACUAAAUUUGUGCUAGUAUUGGAUCUUGCACACGUUGCUAAUACCCUAACACUGUGCUGUCAGCAUUCGUACCGGAGCUGGGCUGAUGGAUACAUGCAUCUUGGUAAUUGUACUGGAAACGCUGGGAGACUCCGAAUACGCUCUUAGAUAUAUUGGCACCAUUUUCUCCAUCCCAUUUCUGCCUCGUGCAUUAUUUUUCUGAAAGCUAAAGAGCUGUCUGCUCUUCAGUGCUUGGAUGAUCUUGGUAGGUAUAAAAUACCCUUCAGAGAUGCAAUUGUAUUUUUGUACUUUUUAAGUGGUGACACGUUGAGUUUUAAAGGAAGUGAACGCGCGCGGGAUGUCGUCACGAGAGCAUCCCCCUGGGGUUGUAUCAUGACUUCUUGGUGGCUCGAGGCCCAAAUGCUGAGCUUUCAGCCCUGGUUUUAGUUAGGGAGAACUAAAUCGUAGAAUCAUAGGAUGGUUUGGGUUGGAAAGGACCGUAAGAUCAUCCAGUUCCAACCCCCUGCCUUGCGCAGGGAUGCCUCGCACUAGAGCAGGUUGCUCCAAGCCCCUGUGUCCAACCUGGCCUUGAACACUGCCAGGGCUGGAGCAUUUACCACAUCUUUGGGCAACCUUUUCCAGUGCCUCAGCACCCUCCCAGUAAAGAACUUCUUCCACAGGGCUUCUAGCUCUGUAUUAGCUACCAAGAAGCCUUUCUAUAGACCGAGACAUCAUCAAACCGGAUUAGAGAUCCGGCUGCCACCAUCUGGUGCAGUCAGAUUUCCUGCGUCAUCUUCCCAGCUGCUUGAGUGCUAAGGAAGGCGGUGGGUUCACAGGAAAGGCCACCUUCCCAUUAAAGCAUCCCAGCAGCAUCUUCCCCCCUGAUUCUAAAUGUGUUGCCAACAGAGACAUCUUGGAGCUGGGGAUGUAUUUAUUUAGAAGCCUGCGCGUCGCGUUUCCGCCCGCAUCACCCGGCUCCUCCGUUGGCAUCAGCGGGGAGGGGUUGUGUGUUGUGUGAGUUGGAUGGUUGCCCUAACACCAGUGGUUUUGUUUUGGUUGGUUUUGUACGUGGACUCUCACCUUUUCUGGAUUAAAAAGCACUGAUUCCAAAACA